Phodopus roborovskii (desert hamster) is the source of this 2732-nucleotide messenger RNA. RefSeq names its product DLG associated protein 5 (gene Dlgap5). Gene Ontology annotation, molecular function: microtubule binding. The coding region runs from base 1 to 2523 and encodes 840 amino acids. NCBI's taxonomy places the organism in Eukaryota, Metazoa, Chordata, Mammalia, Rodentia, Cricetidae. The record is from RefSeq and is a predicted model, not a curated record. Gene Ontology annotation, cellular component: cytoplasm; spindle pole centrosome; nucleus. The transcript is spliced from 18 exons. Gene Ontology annotation, biological process: mitotic spindle organization; centrosome localization; kinetochore assembly.
AUGCCUUUAUCCCAGUUUGCCAGUCGCCUUCGGAAAGAUUUAAGCACUGAAAUGAUUAGAACUAACAUUGCUCACAGGAAGUCGUUGUCUCAGAAGGAAAACAGAUACAAGGUGUAUGAACGGAACAGGCACUUGGGCUUUAGAGAUGUCAACAUUCCAUUGGAAGGGAGAGAGCUUGUUAAUAUACAUGAGGUGUCUCAAGACCUCGCUCCAGAAAAGGCCAGUACCAAAAUAAAGUCAGAGAAGUCGGUCCUGAGUGAGCAGAGGAAACAGCUCCUGCAGAAAUACAAAGAAGAAAAGCAGCUUCAAAAGCUGAAAGAGCAACGAGAGAAAGCUAAGCGAGGUGUGUUCAAAGUGGGGCUCUACAGACCUGCUGCACCUGGCUUUCUCAUCACAGACCAGAGGAGUGUGAAAGCCGAGCCCGAAAAGGCUUUUCCAUACAAUGGGCGUAUUACAAGAUCAAAGGCCAGAGAACACAUGGAACACACUAAGAUUGACAGUAAGAAUGUUCUUCAAGCAACACGAUCUGGCCAAAAACAAACUUCUGAAAAGAAAAUAUUGGACAAAGAGAAAAAAGUUGUGCAGCCCAUGGUGUCGUCAGGGAAAGCGACUGGAUCAGCUGCUACUCAGCGGACAAAACAGAUGGCUCGAACAGUCUCGUCUACCACAAGAAAGCCAGUCACAAGAGCUGUUAAUGAGAAUGAAUCGGAAAGAGUAGCGCCAAGUAGAGGAAGACCUGCCAGGAAGGUGGAAGGCAAGCCUGACAAGGUCAUUCCCUCUAAAGCUCGUAGUGAAGAAAGUCGUAUGGCCCCACAGACCAGUGUAACAAGUAGAAUGGAUCUGGGUGGCGUCUUCCCAGAGAUGGAGAGUGUACCUGAGACGCUUCCGGCCAAAGUGGAAGAAAGGAAGUCUUUUGCACCUUCACAUUGUGUGUUUCAGCCACCGAGGGGUCUGAAGACCUAUCAAGUGGCUCCUAUGAGUCAUAGAAGUGACAGCACUUUCUUGACGCCCAGUUGUGACCAGAGCCCUUUAAAACCAGAAGUCACUACAACUCAAGAUGCGGCAAAUGAAAUCUUGGUACAGAAAUCUGUAACUUCUACCAACACAGCACAGCAAGAAUCAAAUAAGUUACGGAACGAUUUGGAUUCUCUAGCAGUCUGUAGUGAAGAACAUGGCUUAAAUCAAAAGGAAGCGUCUACAAACUCCAGUUGCCCUUCGGUGGAAGGAGUUGCAUCACUUGAAGUAGGUGAAGGCCAGGUGUCUCAGCCUCAGCAUGAUGUGCCAUAUUUCAGAAAAAUCCUCCAGUCUGAAACUGACAAAUUAACUUCACACUGCCUGGAGUGGGACAAGAAACUGGAACUGGACAUUCCUGAUGAUGCCAAAGACCUUAUUCGCACAGCAGUUGGUCAAACAAGACUCCUCAUUAUGGAAAGGUUCAAACAGUUUGAAGGACUGGUGGACAACUGCGAAUACAAACGAGGUGAAAAAGAGACUACCUGUUCAGAUCUGGAUGGAUUUUGGGAUAUGGUUAGUUUUCAGGUAGAUGAUGUAAACCAAAAAUUCAACAACCUGAUCAAACUUGAGGAAGCUGGAUGGAGAAACAAUAAUAAUCCAACCAAAAAAGUCAUCCGGAAAAAAACUGUGCCUGUUAGAACUAACAAAGCAAAACAGGAUGAUGAUGGGAGAGUGGCAGCUAGAAAUCGUCUAGCCGCCAUAAAAAAUGCAAUGAAAGAGAGACUGAAGGAGGAAGAACGUGCCCAUGUGGCAACUAUGGGAACGCCAAAGAAAGCUGAGACAAUAGUGUUUGAUGCUGGCUUUUUCCGAAUUGAGAGUCCUGUUAAAUCGUUUUCAGCACUUUCUUCUGAACGUCGUUCUCAGAGAUUUGGAGCACUUACGUCUGCCAGCAGAGUCAUGCCUGAGAGCAGGGUUGCAGGGGACCAUCAGAGACAAAGGAUAUCAUCACUGGAGAAUCCUGAACCUCAGAGCAGCCAAAGUGAACGUGUCAAUAAGACAUUGUUUUCACAUAUUCUUGAAAGCAGGUCCAGCAGAGUAGAAGACACUUCGUGUCCUAGAGAGCAGGAUUCAAGUGCCAGAGACCAUGAUGUGAAUGAGAUAAAUGUCAAGAUGGAUUGUUUCCCCGAUGAAAUGAUGGAUUUGUCUAUCCCUGCUGUUGGAGUGACGGGUGAUGAUAAGCAGAAGGAAGCACUUUCUGGUGUGGAAGGCAUGGAAAUAUCCUCUAAAGUCCCCUCCCAAGAUGUGCUGAUGAGUAAUCCUGAGAAAAACUCCCCCUCACGAAGUACCUCCUCUCAGGAAGAAGCCGAAGUGUCCCAGCCAGUACCAUUACAUAGACGGCUCAAUUCUGAACAUUGCCUUCUUGAUCCACCAGCCCUAAGCAGCACCAGUCCCUGCACACAGUUGGACACCAGACAGCAAAAUCGUGCCAGAUACAUCUCCUUCGGUGGUGACCUCAUCGUCUUCUCGCCACUGACACACGGAAGUAAAGAGCACCACGAGGGUUUUUAACUUAAAAGUAAUUCCUAACAUUUUUUCUUCAUAUCAUUAAUUCUGAUACAUUCUUAAAUUGUUGGAAAUUUUGAAAGUAUGCAUUAGUAUUCACUUCUAUUUGGUCUAUUUAUAUUGUAUUACAUAAUGUUUUAAUGUUCAGUGUUAAGACACUUUUGAGAUACUGUAAAAACUGCAGGUUUUGUAAAAUAUUAAACAAGAAACAAAUA